Molecule: messenger RNA, 5075 nt
Organism: Varanus komodoensis (Komodo dragon)
Lineage: Eukaryota; Metazoa; Chordata; Lepidosauria; Squamata; Varanidae
Gene: SLC25A29
Product: solute carrier family 25 member 29
Exons: 4
Coding region: 397-1317 (306 amino acids)
Biological process (GO): mitochondrial L-ornithine transmembrane transport
Cellular component (GO): mitochondrion
Molecular function (GO): high-affinity L-arginine transmembrane transporter activity
Source: RefSeq, a predicted model, not a curated record
CCCCCCUCCUCUCGCGGGCGUCAGAAAUAGAAACGUCGAGGCUCGCUUUGGCAGCCAGCGGCCGGGGAGCGGGUGAGGAUCGCGCCGGCUCGGGAAGGCGCCCCUCAGCUGGUGGCAGGGCGCGGCAGCCAGAAGCGCAAGCGGAAGGGAGGGCGGAAGGCUCCUCGCAAGCAGCCGGUCGGUCCCCGAUUUUUCUCUCCCUGUCCUCGCCACAUCCCUCCUUCCGGAUCAGAGGGAGUCGAUCCCUCUUCCCCUGCCUGGAACCCCGAGAGAAGUUCGCCAUCACGACGCACGCGAGCAAGGAGGUGCAUUCACAGGACAGACGAGCGGGACGAGGCGCGCACGAGGAAAGGGGGCGGCUUUGCGUGGCAAGCUGCGCGUUUGGAGACGGCGAACAUGGCGCUGGAUUUCCUCGCAGGCUGCGUAGGAGGUGCUGCCGGUGUGUUGGUAGGACAUCCAUUCGAUACUGUUAAGGUACGCCUUCAAGUUCAAAAUGUGGAAAAGCCCCUCUACCGUGGAACCUUUCACUGUUUUCAGUCCAUCAUAAAGCAAGAAUCGACCUUUGGACUUUAUAAAGGCAUUGGGUCACCUAUGAUGGGACUUACCUUCAUCAAUGCCCUUGUGUUUGGUGUGCAAGGGAACACGCUUCGUGCUCUGGGAAAGGACACGCCGCUAAACCAGUUCCUUGCAGGGUCAGCAGCUGGCGCCAUUCAGUGUAUCAUUUGUUGCCCCAUGGAACUGGCAAAGACACGGAUGCAGCUGCAAGGAACGGGGGAAUACAAGCUCAAGUCGAAGAACUACAAAAACUCUCUGGACUGCUUGGUUAAGAUCUACCGAAAGGAAGGUUUGAAAGGGAUCAACAGAGGGAUGGUGUCCACAUUCCUGAGAGAGACGCCCAGCUUUGGCUUCUACUUUUUGACGUACGACUGCCUAACCAGGUACCUAGGAUGUGACGCAGAGGACGGGUACAUCAUUCCCAAACUGCUUUUGGCGGGAGGCAUGUCUGGAAUUGUCUCCUGGCUGUCAACAUACCCCGUGGACGUGAUCAAGUCCCGUCUUCAGGCAGACGGAGUGGGUGGCGUGGCACGAUACCAGGGCAUUCUGGACUGUGUGAAGAAGAGCUACCAGGAGGAAGGCUUAAGGGUGUUCACGAGAGGGCUGACAUCCACUCUCCUUCGGGCUUUCCCUGUUAACGCUGCUACCUUUGCCACUGUGACUGUGUUCCUCAUGUACAUGAGGUCAGAAGAUAACCAGAUCAGAGGUGAUUUAACUGGCUGUGAGGCUGGCCCAGCGAUCCAGCAACCUUCAAGCUUGUAGGUUCACAUUGGGUGACCGAACGUACCUUUGAAAGCUCUCUUUAAAAAAAGAGUCUGGAUAUCAAAACUGUAAAUUUCUGUCCAUAUAAAGCAUAUUUUAAGGUUAUCAAGGGUUUUACCCUCUUCUAAAAGCAAUUUUCUUUCCCUGUUUAGGUGUCCAUUCUAGUCUAGAAGCCCAGGUAAAACAAGGACUUGCUGGGGAGGUGUGUGUGCUUGUUUGUUUUUUAAGAAACAUGCUCUUUUUAAAAAUACACCUUAACCCUGUUUCCAAAUACGCACAAGGGUUUAGUGCAUGACACUACCACCUCCAAAAGACUCCAGUUUACUAACCUACGUACACUGAGGUUCAAAAGAAGCUCUUUUCAGACUUCAUUCAUAUGAAUAUGAAUAGGGGAGGAGGAUGGGGGUCUGGAGCACACCUACCUGUACAGGUGCUCCAGGUAGGCACCUUUGGGCAGGUGUUACUGUAGCUACAUGUACGCCCAGCAGGUGGAGUGCAGGGCUGCUGUGCAUUGCCACUGCCUCUUCUUCAUGCUGAAGGUCUGAACAGAGCCAUAAUAUUGCAGGAGAUCUGGAUUAUUCCCGGAACUAACUGGUGUUCUUCCACUGGAGGUGUUCAUUUUGCAGGGAAAGCCUUACCCUGUUUCCUUCUCGUUAAACCAGGAAAGUCCAUGGGCCUCUCGAUCUUAACUGGGCAGUGGUUGUAAGGAGCCGUUGCUUGUAGGGAGUCAGGGCCAGCACUUGUGGAUUCCUGGAGGUGCCACAUCUUCCACCCUUUUUUCUGCAGAAUUCCCUCUGCACGUGGCUGCAAUCCUUAGCAGUUGCUGAUGGUUGGGAAUGUGUUUUUCCAAGAACAAUAUGCUGUUCCCUGUCUUAAUGCAAUGGCUGGUGGCUGAUGAAGGGGAACUUCCGGAUUCUCACAGACAAUGACAUGGAUGAUCUGCCACCCCCAUCGUAAAACCCUUCCUGUUCCUUCGGAGAUCAGCUGAAAUCCUUGCAGUAGCUGGGGGAAUGGGGUAGAUUUUCCCAGCAAGAAUGCAAUGUUGUGGGCUGACCCUUUCCUAUUACACAGUAUUUGGGGGUGGCUUAGUCCUGACCCUUAGCUGAACCCUAAGUGAGGCUCAUUAGCCUUUCAAAAGAGCCUCUUCUGGGGUGAUGAUGAAAAGUGGUGGUUUGUCAGUGUGGAUCGAUACACCUCCCUGCACGUUUGAACUCUCAGGGUACCAGCACCAGGGCUGGGUAACAUGCGACCUUCCAGAUGCUAAUGAGCUCCUCUCGUUCCUCACCAUUGGCCAGGCUUGCUGGGACUGAUAGACAUUGGAGUUGAAGUACUGCGGGGGCACAUAUUCCCCCUUAAAUGGUGUUACUUAAGCUGGCAGGAUUUUACUCUCAGUGGUAAUGGACUAGGCAUAGUAACCCCAUGUCCUUCGCCUUCUUGCUGUAAACAUUUCAAUACAGCAUGUAUGAGAAUCCUGCUUUUUAUCUCAAUCAGUUUCCUAGCUCUGCAGAUUUGUGUGUGUUUUUAUUUUUGUUUUGUGGUGCUUGGAAGGCAAGCAUCAGACUCCCACCUGUGCACUUCAAUGCACUUAGGUGAGCAAGGGGUGCUGCUGUUUGCAUUUACCUGUAUAUAUAUAUUUUCUUAAAUGUAUUGCGUGCAGUUGCAUUUUGAAAUGGUUUUAGAACAUGGGAAAUGCCUCCCACGUUCCUCUAGAAAAACUUUACGUCAUACCUUGCUGCAAAGCUUAGAGUCACACAUCCGGAAACCUGUUACAGCUCAAACUGUAGAAUGUCUCGGGGAAUGCAGGAGGGGACAACUAAUCGUUUUUCCAGAUUAGGAUGUAUCGGCACAACGACAAAUUCAUACCUCUCUGGAAUGAGAAGGGGCUAAAGGAUGCAAGUCUGUCUGGAUGGGUUCAGCUGAAGGAUUGCAGAUACAGGCUCCCUAUCAGUAUCAUUUGUUUGGUUACCGUACUGUCUGGAAAACAAGCUCAGCUGGACUUCUGGCAAACUUUCAACCCAUUCCAGUCUUGUUAAACAGAAAUCUGAAAACAUAGGUUGAUCUGGUCCCUUUGAUAUCAAGCAUUCAUUUGAAUCCAAAGAUCGUUAAUUGGACCUAUGCAACAAAGGUAUCAGUUACAAUCCUGCAGGCCCUUACCAGGCCAUACAUCUCAAACAGGGCUGCUUCUGGGUAAUCAUACCUAGUGGUCACACUUAAAAGGCUAAUAGCCAAGAGCUAACUUUUUACAAGAUGUGCUUAUAACCUCUUCACAGGCCUGUCACCUGUUUUGCCUGACCAAAUGCAGGGGGAAAUCUUAACACACUUGUCUGGCCCCCGCCAGGCCUGAAUAGCCCCCAUGCCACCUUGCCAGGUGCUUGCAUAGGAAACAAGACAUGGGGUGCUCGUGCUGGGAAGGCUUGUGUGAUGGGGGCAUGUUAACCAAGGCCAGCAUAAUAUGCUUUGCUGCCUGAGGUGGAACAGCAGCAGAUGGAAGCUGGGAACCAGCAAUCCGUCUUGGCGGGAAAAUCCAACAAGCACCGUCUGCUGCUGGAGCAGUAAGCAUGCCUCCAGGAGGCCAAAACAUGUAAUGUCAGUAUGGCGUUUCCCCACUACACUUUCGGGACUUGUCAUCCCUACUGAAACAGACGGUUUUUACCACUGUGUGCAGCCUUGACUAACAUAGACCCUGCUGAGGAAUAGUAUUCGCCUCAUUUUGUGGCAGGACUUCGACAAACCUAGGCAAGAGGAAAAGGAGAUUUUCUCCCUAGGCUUGGCUUCUCUGCAGUUUGUACUGUGGCUGGACUUCCGUUCUCAAGCCGUGUGCCUUGUCAGCCUAUUAAAAGCAUCGCAUUUGUCUGCACAGAGGGAGGUCAUAGCACAUGUGGCGUUCCCGAGGUGGAAGGCAGCCAUUGGUGGUACAUGCUGCAAAGACAUCACGUGAACCUGUCAGUUGGUGUGAGGAGAGAACAACCUUUAGGCCUGGCCUGAUUAGAAAAAGCUGGGAAGAGGCAGAGUGAUAGAUUUCUGCUGCUUAGCAGGACAGUGCUGAGAACCAGCCUACAAAGCAAUUGUAGGAACACCCUAAAGAAACACAUGUGCCCCCCCCCCCCCAGAUACAAUGACUCCUGUAGAGAUGUUUUCAUGAAUUGUUUUAGGCCGAGACACCCUUUCAAGCACGUCCUGCAAUUUGGAACCUACUCCUUGAUGUAAGCAUCUUCUUGGCGUACUUUUUCUUGCUCUCCCUCUCUUCCUAAGGAUGUGUACUGGUGGUUCCCACUACCUUAUCCAGUCUUUAGGCCCAGGCCUAACCCUGCCAUGGGUGCUAGUGCAUCAGUUGAAGACUUUUAAGAGUUCAGUAAUUUAAAUUAGAAGAAAGAAAAGCACCCAAUUGGGAGUAAGGAACAGAAACUUACAUACAGCAUGUACCACAAACUCAAGCCCAGGGGAUAUGUUACUUAUUAUUUGGGUCAGGUGCAAUAUUGCUGGUUAAUACUUUUUAAAAAUAAAUUCUAGCCAGCUAACAGCAUUUUAAAGAUAGUAGGCUGGAGAAACCUGUAAAACUGAUUUGCUGGUUCUGUAUCAUGCAGCUGCACUGGAUGUUCUGGUAUCUACAUGCAGGGGCAUUUAAAUUGAAUGUGAAAUCUUUCUAAGCUGUUUAUGCACAACAAUACAGAGCAAUGACAGUUAUCCAUUUUUUGUACAGAAUUCUGUAACUAUUGUACAUAAACCCAGAAGAAAUAAAUCUUUUUUUAUGAAAAUCA